This is a messenger RNA of Nylanderia fulva, 1356 nucleotides long. The record is from RefSeq and is a predicted model, not a curated record. Lineage: Eukaryota; Metazoa; Arthropoda; Insecta; Hymenoptera; Formicidae.
GAUGCAAGAAUGGAUUUAAACUCUUUACUAUAUGUCAUCUUCGUUGUUUUAAUCAUUUCGGCAAUUUUAUCGAUAUUGUAUCAUCACUAUAUUUUUCGACGAAAAUUCAAAAACAUUCCUCAAUGCGGUGGAUUUCCCUUUGGCGUGAUAUUUGAAGUAAUAAACCUAACGGACUAUGAAAUUGUAAAAUGGUCGACUGAACGUAUGUUACGCUUUCAAAAAGGAAUCUAUAUAUAUUGGAUGGGUACAAAACCGUUUGUUAGUCUUCAUAAACCUGAAUUUUUAGAGUUGUCAGUAAUGCCAUUGUUGCUACUUCAUAUUAAAAUAAAGGACUACGGCAGUUUGAGCCCCGAUAUUACUAUAGUAUCAUUAAUCGAUAAAACAGCAAUGGGUGUGGAUGUACAUGCUCAAGAAGUUGAAACCAAUUUUACCUCAACAAUACAUAGGAAUUCUAUAUUAAUACGCGACCGAAUGUUUCAACCGUGGCUUUGGCAAGAUUGGAUAUAUAAUUUAGUUCCUUCAGCAAAGGAAUAUAAUUCAGGGGUUAAUAGGUUGCAUAAGUUCACGAGAGAAAUAGCACGACAAUCGCACGACAAUACCGCCUAUUCAGAAAAGGAAGACGAUGAUGAAUUUAUAGGUAAGCGGAAGAGGAAAGCUUUUCUGGAUCUGUUACUAGAUCAAAAUGAGAGAGCUGACACUCCAUUAACCGAUGAUGAAGUAAGAGCACAAGUAGAUACAUUUAUGUUCGAGGGUCACGACACAACUGCAGUCGCAAUAACUUGGACGCUUUUUCUCUUGGGUAAUAAUCUCGAGCAUCAAGAAAAAGUUCAUGAAGAACUCGAAGAAGUUUUCAAAGAUUCCGAGACACCAGCUAGUGUAAAAGAACUAUCGCAAUUAAAAUACCUCGAUAGAGUCAUAAAGGAAACGCUCAGAUUAUAUCCAAGUGUACCUAUGGUCUUAAGAAAUUUAACGGAAGAUGUAAAUCUAGGUGAUUUUACGAUCCCGAAAGGUGUUACAGUUGAAAUCGAUAUUUUAUUAAUGCAUAGGAAUCCAAAAGUUUGGCCAGAUCCAAACAAGUUCGAUCCGGAUCGCUUCCUUCCGGAGAAUUCGAAUAAUAGAAAUCCAUAUGCCUAUGUUCCGUUUAGCGCUGGACCGAGAAACUGUAUCGGCCAAAGAUUUGCUUUACUCGAAGAGAAAACUAUAUUAACAGCUAUUUUGAGAAAGUGGAGAUUGAAAAGUGUAAAAAAGCCAGAGGAGGUUGAAUACGGACCAGCUCUCAUUUUACGACCAACCGAAGAUGUGUUCGUUCAUUUCACGCCAAAAAAUAAUUAAUUUAUAUAUAAAUAUAUAUAUAUA